AUGUGUUACAGUUAUGAAGUUAUCGGACCUGAAAAUAAAUCGACAGCCUUUAGAUCGUUCUCGAACAAGAGAAAGGUAACUAGUUUAAUUGAAGAAGCCGAAAAAGUCAAAGUUGAUUCAAUGGAAGGUGAAGCUGAUGAUGGUCGAUACAUUGAAUUAGAUUUGCUAAUACCUUCCGGUGAAAACGAUGAACAAUUGAAACUUCCAGUCAAUUUUUCAGGCUCAUCAUCUGAGAAUGAAGAUUCAUCUUCAGAAUCAGAAAGCGAAUUUCGUGAAGUAAUAAUGCCAUCUCCAGUUAGACUUAGUUCAGCAGUUUCACCUCCUUGUACAUCUCGCAAACUUAUUGAAGAACUAAAAUCUGUUUGUACUGAUGAUUGUAUAAUAUAA
This is a messenger RNA of Schistosoma curassoni, 387 nucleotides long. The record is from the annotation of a GenBank genome assembly. NCBI's taxonomy places the organism in Eukaryota, Metazoa, Platyhelminthes, Trematoda, Strigeidida, Schistosomatidae.